This is a messenger RNA of Symbiodinium necroappetens, 369 nucleotides long. The record is from the annotation of a GenBank genome assembly. NCBI's taxonomy places the organism in Eukaryota, Dinophyceae, Suessiales, Symbiodiniaceae.
AUGGCCACUCAGCGUGAGCCUGGUCCCGGUCCCAUCCGUAAAAGGGAGUGGACAUCUAUAGCGGCGAAGUACCUUGCAGGCCGACGGGUGAUCCUUCACACGGACGGAGCUCGCGCAUACAAGCUCAAGGUGGAUCAGGUCGUUCACUGCAACGUCGUGCACAAGAAAACAAAGGUCAAGAAAAACGGGAAGGUGUAUUGGGAGAAGCCCAGGUACACCAAGAUCUAUGAUCUCAUGCUACCAACAGGGCAAAAGUUCAAGGUCACGAGCGGCACCCAGAUCAUCGAUCGAUGUUGGCGUCAUCUCCGUUCCCAUCUCCAGUACACCGCAAGGGCACCAGGCAAUCCCAUUAUGACUCGCAAGAUGCGG